AUGACAAAAGUCCACGGACUCACGGGCAAACCUUUGCUCUACUUCACCACCGUAUUUGUCUCGCUCGGCGUAUUUCUCUUUGGCUAUGACCAAGGCGUCAUGUCCGGCAUCAUCACUUCCCCAUACUUCCUAGAUUAUUUCAACCAACCUUCCCGUGCUGAAAUUGGUACCAUGGUCGCUAUUCUAGAAGUCGGUGCUCUCAUCUCUUCCCUUGUUGUUGGCCGUGUCGGUGACAUCAUUGGCCGCCGUAAGUCAAUUUUCUGGGGGUCCCUCGUCUUCGUCAUUGGCGGUGCAAUCCAGUCUUUCACUACCGGCCUUGCCUCCAUGAUUGUUGGUCGUUUCAUCUCUGGUAUCGGCGUCGGCUUUCUCUCAACAAUUGUCCCCGUAUAUCAGUCAGAAAUCUCCCCACCACACAACCGCGGCAAGCUCGCGUGUAUCGAGUUUACAGGAAAUAUUGUGGGUUACUCAUCUUCAGUCUGGGUCGACUAUGCGGCUUCCUUCAUCGAAAGUGACGUUUCCUGGAGACUCCCGCUCUUUAUCCAAUGCAUAAUGGGGUCCCUUCUGCUACUCGGCUCCCUCGUCAUUGUUGAGACCCCGCGCUGGUUGCUGGACCAUGACCACGACGAUGCUGGACUUCGUGUCAUUGCCGAUUUGCAUGGUGGUGGAGAUGUUCACCACCCACGCGCACGCCAGGAGUUUCGUGAAAUCAAAGACUCCGUACUGCUUGCACGACUCGAAGGUGAGCGCUCCUACACACAAAUGUGGAGGCGCUAUAAAAAACGCGUUCUCAUUGCAAUGUCGUCUCAAAUGUUUGCCCAGCUUAACGGCAUCAAUGUCAUCUCUUACUAUGCCCCACUCGUUUUUGAGCAGGCUGGCUGGGUCGGUCGUCAGGCAAUUCUUAUGACUGGCAUUAACUCGCUUGUUUAUAUUCUCUCUACCAUUCCUCCAUGGUACGUGUCCGACCGCUGGGGCCGCCGCUUUAUUCUCAUGUCUGGUGCUCUUGUCAUGGCCGUGGCUCUUUCUUUGAUUUCUUAUUUCAUGUACCUGUCUCUAUCAUACACUCCACAGGCUGUCGUGAUUCUAGUCAUCAUUUAUAAUGCAUUUUUCGGCUAUUCUUGGGGGCCCAUUCCUUGGCUUUAUCCUCCUGAAAUCUUGCCUCUUAACGUACGCGCUAAGGGCGCUUCUUUGUCCACAGCAUCCAACUGGGCCUUUAACUUUAUUGUGGGUGAAGCCACACCGGUGCUACAAGAAGUUAUUACCUGGAGACUCUACUUGAUCCAUGCAUUUUCAUGUGUCUGCUCCUUCAUCUGCGUCUAUUUCAUGUAUCCAGAAACCAUGGGUGUCAAUCUCGAAGAUAUGGGCUCUCUUUUUGGUGACAAGUCUGUAUAUUCCUCGGCUGCUUCCAUUUCUUCCUCAAUCAAUUCCGGCAUUAACGGAUACCAUCACCUGCCGUCAGCAGAUCAUCAACAACCAUCAACAGAUACCACAACUCUUUUGGGUACUCAGGCAGGUGCUAGCCCAAGUUUGGGUCCUGCCCUCUCGCGCACAGAUUCACCAGUACUGCAACCCUCGGCAGCAGCCCUGGCGCGCGCAGGGGACCCUCGCUCACGCAGCAAUUCUGCAGGGUAUUACAGUCCUUUAGGACCAGGUGCUGGUACUGCACAACCUCCAUUUUCUGGAAUCAAUCCGAGUGACGUGGCACAGGCUUUGGGCGGCGGGUCUGCAGUUGUAGACAAUGAAGAGGAAGAAGACGAAAGACAAGGAGAAGAAGAUGAUGAUGAAGAAUCAAGACAAGGAGAAGAGAAUCAAGACAAUUCUAAGUCGCAAAAUAAACCGGCAAGUGUUGCUGGCGUAUUUGGAAGACUGUUUAAGAAACAAGGCGGAACACCUGAUUUAGAAGCCUCUGGAGCGUCAUCAUCAAACAAACCUCUACUGAGUUCACACCAAGAUUAA
Messenger RNA from Magnusiomyces paraingens, 1953 nucleotides. RefSeq lists its product as uncharacterized. The coding region runs from base 1 to 1953 and encodes 650 amino acids. NCBI's taxonomy places the organism in Eukaryota, Fungi, Ascomycota, Dipodascomycetes, Dipodascales, Dipodascaceae. Gene Ontology annotation, biological process: carbohydrate transport; transmembrane transport. Gene Ontology annotation, cellular component: membrane. The transcript has a single exon. Gene Ontology annotation, molecular function: carbohydrate:proton symporter activity. The record is from RefSeq and is a predicted model, not a curated record.